AUGUCCCUUUCCUUUCUUCCUCAGAUUGAGAGUCGACUAUGGAGAAAAUCUAGGAGUACAGCAUACUCUGAUAUCCCAGAAUGCGUUGGGGUUGAUCUCAACCGAAAUUUCGGAUUCGAAUGGAACGAUAGUCCCUUGUACGGCGGAAGCAGUAACCCUUGCAGCGGGACGUACUCUGGACCACACAGCUUCUCCGAGCCAGAGACCAGGAAUCUCCGGGAUCUGUUGCUAAGCAACAAGGACGCCAUCAAGGGAUAUCUCACCUUCCACUCGUUCGGCCAGUUCUUCCUAUACCCCUGGGGCUUCAGUAGUGAUGUGGACAUUGAGGACGAAAGAGAUCUGGUAGAUCCCGCCGCCGGGGCGUCCGACGACUAUGUCCGGGGCACAGUCGGGGUCAAGUACGCUUACACUGUGGAACUUCCGCCGCACGAGAGCUCUUCAUACGGGUUCCUUCUACCGGAGGAGGAAGUGAAGACAAUCGUAUCGGACACUUGGGAUGGUGUGAAGGCGUUCGCGUUUCAUUUACACAAGCACGUUUAUACCCCUCGGGAAAGAUAUUUUCUGGACAUGCUUUUGAAUAUCGCGAAUAAUAGUUUAAAUCUUCUUGAAAAUAACACAGCUUUAAAUACAGAAAAUGCAUCUUAACAAUUAGAUCUUUCAUCUCUAUGAAAUGUUGGACAGGACAAAUUACUUGCUACCAUUCUCAAAAAGAUAUCAUAUUACCGAGUUUGA
Messenger RNA from Aplysia californica (California sea hare), 732 nucleotides. RefSeq names its product carboxypeptidase B-like. NCBI's taxonomy places the organism in Eukaryota, Metazoa, Mollusca, Gastropoda, Aplysiida, Aplysiidae. The transcript has 3 exons. The record is from RefSeq and is a predicted model, not a curated record. Gene Ontology annotation, biological process: proteolysis. Bases 1 to 645 code for a protein of 214 amino acids. Gene Ontology annotation, molecular function: metallocarboxypeptidase activity; zinc ion binding.